AUGUCGACAGUCGUGUCGGACUGUUUCACUAUUGGCAGCAUAGUUGCCACCAAAACUUGCUAUAAUGAGGAAAUAGAAGGAGAGGUUUUAGCUUUUGAUCCUCAAACGAAAAUGCUAAUUCUCAAAUGCCCGUCUUCUAGCGGCAAUCCAAAGCGUCACGAUGUUAACAUUGUUAACCUGUCGCUGGUCAGCGACGUGCAAAUAAAGAAAGAAGUGACCACGGUUCCUGAGCCUCCGCAGUCUUUGAAUCUACACAGACUGAACACUAGAGUUCGGAACUCCAUAGAAAAUAAGAGAAGAUUAGUAUCUGCGCUAUCUGCCUGUCUGGAUCCCGAGGGCCAAAGACUGUUCCUAGCUAUCGCAAGGGUCAUCGACGAUGUCUCAUGGGCCGGUCAGAAUAUCAGGGUCUAUAAUGAAGUCACCAUCACACCACCAUACAAGGUAGAGAAUGUCAUAGGCGAGCAGGACUCAAAACCAUACAAUUACAUACGGAAAUUCGUAGAAAGACAUUGGAAAGAUCACCGCGACCAUGCGGCCGCCUCACACUCCAAUCAGCAGUAA
Molecule: messenger RNA, 561 nt
Organism: Parnassius mnemosyne (clouded apollo)
Lineage: Eukaryota; Metazoa; Arthropoda; Insecta; Lepidoptera; Papilionidae
Source: the annotation of a GenBank genome assembly